AUGGGAUUAUUGCUUUCUAAAAUAUUCACUUCACUCUUAUCCCGGAAGGAAAUGCGUAUUCUAAUUUUGGGUUUGGAUAAAUCAGGAAAGACAACUAUUUUGUGUAUCCAAAAUUAAUCUAUUUUAUAGAUAAAUUGCAUUCUAAUGAGUUGAUCCAAACAGCACCAAGUAACUAAAUUAUCAUUAUAACAACAAGCAAUGGGAUUCAAUGUGGAAACACUUACCUACAAAAAUUUGAAGUUCCAAGCUUGGGAUUUGGGAGGUCAAAAUGAUCUCAGGUAUUCUACCAAAAUAUACUCCUAGAAUAUAUUGGAAGUGUUACUACCCAAAUACAAAUGGGAUUAUCUAUGUGAUUGACUCCUUUGAUGAAGGCAGACUCAAAACAUCAAAGGAAGAGUUAAUGAACAUACUAUAAAGCCAAGAACUCAAAGAUGUUCCAUUAUUGAUUUUGGCAAAUAAACAAGUUUUAUUUCGGUUAUAUUUAUAAUUUUGCAGGAUAUGUAAGGAGCAUUGAGUGAAACUCAAAUUUGCGAGUUCUUAAAAUUAGAAGUAAAGAAAACAAGAAAAUGGACAAUGUAUCUCAAUUAUAAUAUAAUUAAAAUUAGAGUUAAAUGUAGUGCUUUAACAGGUUUGGGUUUAAAUGAAGGUAUGUAAUGGAUGGCAAAUGCUAUUAAGAAGUGA
Messenger RNA from Paramecium octaurelia, 681 nucleotides. The record is from the annotation of a GenBank genome assembly. Lineage: Eukaryota; Ciliophora; Oligohymenophorea; Peniculida; Parameciidae.